AUGGCCAUGUCACCUCAUGCGGGCACGCAAUGCCUUGAGAACGCUCCGCCUGUCCGUUUCUGGUCGUCCAUGGCCGUGGUAUCAAUGUGGACUAUUACUGCUGCUCUGUGGAGUAUCACACAAGGGCUGUUGACUCAAGCACGCCGAGCCGUAGCCGGUACUCGUACAUGUACCUAUCCAGAGCUCCAUGCCGUGGCGACCUGUAUGCAAGCAGCUUCGGCUCGCUUGCUGCGAGUGCGAUUGGCGAUCUGCAUCGUUUCACCGCUGAACCAGACUACCUACUACUAUACCAGGAAGAAGAAGAAGCGGCACAACAACACAAGAGAGAGCGCGACAGGUCACAAGAAUGCAGGCACGAAAUUUGACCGAAUCCCAAGGUCAGAGUUCCGCUUAGGGCCCGGUGCCUCGGUCAGGGCGCCCUAA
This is a messenger RNA of Trichoderma virens Gv29-8, 423 nucleotides long. RefSeq lists its product as uncharacterized. The record is from RefSeq and is a predicted model, not a curated record. NCBI's taxonomy places the organism in Eukaryota, Fungi, Ascomycota, Sordariomycetes, Hypocreales, Hypocreaceae. Bases 1 to 423 code for a protein of 140 amino acids. The transcript has 3 exons.